Molecule: messenger RNA, 897 nt
Organism: Anopheles arabiensis
Lineage: Eukaryota; Metazoa; Arthropoda; Insecta; Diptera; Culicidae
Exons: 2
Coding region: 81-752 (223 amino acids)
Source: RefSeq, a predicted model, not a curated record
UGCAAAAAAGAAAAGAAACAACAACGAACAGCAAACCAGUGUGAUCCUCGCGCGCAGUAGGCGGAUUUCCAUUUAGAUCAAUGUCAACGAUGCGCGGACCUUUGAAAAUGUGUACGAUCGCCGUGUCCCUGCUGGCGGUGGGACUUGGUACAGCGGCACCACAGUCCGGGCAACCGGUGGCCGAGUACCCGAACGGUGCGUUCAACGAUCGCGUCCCCAACAACGAGAACAAUCAGCAGUUUAAGGAGUAUGCCGAGUUUCUGACACGCUUCGACGAUUGGGUCACCGGAAAGAAGGUCCCAAUCCCGGCCGACCCGGUGACCGAUGCGCUGCAUCAGGAUCUGCCCCCUAAUGUGCCGAACUUUGCGCAACUGCGCCCGGUUCGCCAACUGUCGUUGGCCCAGUUUGAUGACCCCGUGCCCCAGGGCAGUGAAGCGAUCCCGGAGUAUAACGAGUACAUUCGUGUGCUGACACGAUUCGACCCCUACGUUACCGGCCAGCGGGACGGGCAUGCGGUGUUCAAGCGCGAGGACAAACCGGACGGUACGCUUAUCAGCAGCGAGAAGACAUUCGGUGAGCAGAUCGAGGAUAAGGUACCGGAAACGACAUCGACCAGCGCCGAUCCAGCGUACGGUGACUUUAUCAAGGAGCUGAAGCGCUUCGAUCCCUGGCUGGUCGGGCAUAAUGUGACGAUCCCGCACAAUGCGACGGCCGACCAGGUCUGGAACAGUGGUGAAGGCAAGGCGAAUUAAAGGCGAUCAGUAUUAUAGCUCUGCGAUCGAGAGCAGCCCGAGCGUUUGUAUAUAAGCAUGUUAUCCUUGAAUCUAUCAUCCACUGCCAGAAAGGAUUGCAUGAACUUUAUAAUAAAGUAAAUAAUUUGGAUUUUGGAAUAACGGA